Molecule: messenger RNA, 5955 nt
Organism: Tachysurus fulvidraco (yellow catfish)
Lineage: Eukaryota; Metazoa; Chordata; Actinopteri; Siluriformes; Bagridae
Gene: sez6b
Product: seizure related 6 homolog b
Exons: 19
Coding region: 385-3435 (1016 amino acids)
Biological process (GO): regulation of dendrite development; synapse maturation
Cellular component (GO): endoplasmic reticulum; dendritic shaft; neuronal cell body
Source: RefSeq, a predicted model, not a curated record
GUAAACGAGGGCACUAUUAGAUUAUGUACGGUACGAAGUUGGCGCGCGGUUGAAGCCGUUCCGCUUCCCAACGCUAGGAGCCCAAACGCGGCAGCGCGCAGCCUCAAAGCGACCAAAGCGGCUUAGUGCGCGCACACAUUUAAUCAUUCCUACUGCUUCUACUUUUAUUAUAGUUGAAAGAUCCGAGCAGAUUAGAGCUCAGCUUGACAGCUCGGAGGUCCCACUGCGAGGGUGUGUGUGUGUGUGAGCGUGCGUGUGUUUGUGCGUGUAUGUGUGUGUUUCAGGGGUUUUUUUGGGGGGGAAAGAGCAGUGCCUGUUUAUUUUAGCAAAGUGUUUUAACACGAGGACGCAUCGCUCCGUCCUCUGGAACAAGGAGACCAGAGAAUGAAGGCAGCGGCGGGGUUUUACACAGCGAAGAUGCUGCUCUUGAUCACGGUACUGAUGAUCGCACCGGGAAAAGGUUUCUUCUUGGAUGGAAAGAUGGCAGUCACUCAGAGAGGAGAGUCCGAUGACAAACAUGGUGGGUUCCACGGUACACCGGACACAGGCAGAGAUCUUCCCUUGGUUACUACAGCUCCACCUUUCACUGACCUUAACCACCACUUUCAGUUCAAAACUAUUUCUCAACCUGAUCCACACUAUCAAAGCCAGGGAAUGUCCAAAGACAGCAGAGAGAUGGACCAUCAUCUCUUUAAGGCUCUCUCUGCUCAACCGGUUCCUCAUGAGGAUGCAGCGGCGUUCUCAGAUAUGGCUACAGGGUCUUUCUUUGCUCAUGAUGCUAAGCUCGCUGCUGAGAGACUGAAGCAGAGUGAAGCUGCUGGAGAAACCCAGGGGCAGAGCUUCGAGGAACUAUCCACAGAAUCACUGACCACCAGUAUCGUGCCAUCUUCCGACCCACCUCCCUGCAACACAGCUCCUGGAGAACAGUUAGGAAGUCCCCAUGCAGCAACCACUCAAGAGACUGAGGGUGUUACGACUCUGGUGAUGAGAAAAGAAGAGGAACAAUCAAAGACCAGAGAGAAACGCAAGGGUCCUAACAUUGAAGCCAGCGCAGUGACUGUGUCUGGGGAUCAGGAUGAUGAGACCACCACAACCACUAUUUUCACCACCACUAUUAUUACCACAAUACAGACUCCAGCUCCGUGCAGCAUCAAUUUCACGGCACCAGGGGGCUAUAUAGAGACACCACCACAAGGCAGCUGUGACUACUCCACCUUUGACUGCACGUACACUGUGUCCGUCUACAUGGGCUACGGGGUGGAGAUUCAGGUGAUAAACGUGAGUUUGGCUGAAGGCGAUUCUGUGAGGUUUGAGGAUCUGGGAGGCCACGAACCAUCGGUGCUGGCGAAUGAGUCCAUCCUGAUGAAGGGCUUGGUGGUGCGCAGCUACAGCAACCAGAUCUCCGUCCACUUCCACAGCCGGCGGCCCUGCCACGGAUCCUUCCUGUUACUCUACCAAGCAUUUGUCCUGAGCUGUAAUUUCCCUGAGCGGCCGGCAUACGGUGACGUAACCGUCAGCAGUCUGCACGCGGGAGGAGAAGCUUAUUUCUACUGCUUUACUGGCUACCAGAUUCAGGGCCCCUCCACCCUCACAUGCCUCAAUGCUACAACACCACAUUGGAAUGGAAAAGAACCCAGGUGUCUCGCGGCCUGUGGUGGACUGAUAAAGAACGCCUCACUCGGCCGCAUCGUGUCUCCUGGUUUCCCCAGUAACUACAGCAACAAUCUGACAUGCCACUGGGUGCUGGAGGCUCCAGAAGGACAGCGGCUGCAUGUUCACUUUGAGAAGGUGGCACUCGCCGAGGAUGAUGACAGGUUACUCAUCAAAAACGGGAACAACAUUGACUCUGCAACACUCUAUGAUUCUUAUGAGGUGGAAUAUUUACCCAACGAGGGCAUCGUCAGCACUUCUAGAUAUCUUUUUAUCGAGUUCACCACCGACGGCUCAGGCACCAACACAGGAGCCGCAAUCAGAUAUGAAGCUUUCGCACUGGGGCAUUGCUAUGAGCCUUUUGUCAAGUAUGGCAACUUCACCAGCAGUGACAAUAGCUAUGGUGUUGGUGCAGUGGUGGAGUUCAGCUGCAAUUCGGGAUACACGCUGGAACAAGGUUCAGUUAUCAUCGAGUGCAUGGACCCCAAAAACCCCCAGUGGAAUGAGACUGAGCCUGCCUGCCGAGCGGUGUGUAGUGGGGAGAUCACUGAUUCGGCUGGAGUGGUGCUGUCUCCGAACUGGCCUGAAGCUUAUGAUAAAGGCCAGGACUGCAUCUGGGGAAUCCAUGUGGAGGAGGACAAGCGGAUCAUGCUGGACAUCCAAAUCCUCCACAUGGGAACGAAUGACCUGCUGACGUUCUAUGAUGGAGACGAUCUGACUGCUAAGGCACUGGGGCAGUACAGUGGCUCACGGCCACGAUUCAAGCUCUACACAUCUACAGCUGACGUCACCAUCCAGUUUCAGUCAGACCCUGCCACCAAUGUUUACGGCUACAACAACGGCUUUGUGGUGCACUUUUUCGAGGUUCCUCGUAAUGACACAUGUCCAGAGCUUCCUGAGAUAACUAAUGGCUGGAAGACGACUUCUCACCCUGAACUGGUGCAUGGUACAGUAGUAACCUAUCAGUGUUACCCAGGCUUCGAGGUGGUGGGUACUGAAAUGCUCAUGUGCCAGUGGGACUUAACGUGGAGUGGGGACCUGCCUACCUGUGAGAGAGUGCUGUCAUGCCCAGACCCUGGUAUGGUAGAGCACAGCCACAGGGUGAUGUCAGGUCCUCGACUGAUAGUAGGCUCCACAGUGCAGUACAUCUGCAACAAGGGCUACUCUCUAUCUGGAAACAGUCUCCUUUCCUGUUACAAGCGCGAUUCCACGGGACCCAAGUGGAGUGAGAAACCACCCAAAUGCAUCCCUGAUACGUAUGAAGCCUGUAGGAACCCUGGAAUCCCAGCAUUCGGUAUCCAGCUAUCAGAGAAGCAGUUCUACCAAGCAGGAGAGAUAUUGCACUUCUCCUGCCUAAGUGGCUACAAGCUCAUUGGGGAGGCGAAUAUUCGGUGUGUCCCCAGUCGCCCAUCAAAGUGGAGUCACCCGCUUCCAGUGUGCAAAGCAGCAGUACUGGUGUAUGUAAAUGAGCGCAGGCUCGAUGUUGCCCGAACAGACUUCAGCAUGGAAGGAGCCAACGUGGUUUUUACCAUCUUCAUCCCUGUAGCUAUAGUUAUGUUAAUUGUCACGUCCAUAUACUUCUAUAUUUCAAGGGUGCAAGGAAAGACGUUUCGAUUGCCCAUGUCCACAUCACCACAGUACGACCAGAUCAGAGGCGAGACAGCCUUUGAAAACCCCAUCUACGAGACAGCAAAGAACAGUGAGAGAGUGAUCAUUGCGCCCAGACACCAGCGCUUCUUCCCUAUAGGAUACUGUUGUAAUGAGAAAGCCUGUAAGGAGAGUUGAUCGGUGGAAUAGCACUGUUGGGAGCAAAGCAGGUCGGAACCAUAGGACACAAGAGAGUAUGAAGUCUCCAUUUAGACAUACUGCAUAUGUCCACACUGAGGACCUUAAGCCUUUCUUUGCCUUGUGGAGGUUCCCCAGCACCUUUCGCCUGCUUUCUGACCUCCUCUUAUCCUCAUCUCGCCCUUCUCGCACCCCACCUUUCCUCUUCUGGUCAGGUGUAAAUAUCCUGUUUGUCAGAGAAUUUCCACAAGUACUGCAAAGAGCGUGGAGAAUAUGAUCUUAUUUUUGUAGAGAUUCAAUAUCAGUGGUCUAGCAGCAGUGCUUUUACAGAUUUAUCCAGUUGUGGAGCAAAAAGCUGGAGAUAAAACUACCAAAAUGAAAGACUAGCUGCAUCCCAAAGUCUAGGCUGCAAAUUAGUCAGGUUACUUUUAACAAUUUAGUCAAAUGAAAUGAGAAAAGGAACAAACAGGCCACAUGGGCACAGCAUUGAAGAUACAAAAGAAAUUUGCAUUUAAAUAUGCAUAACUAAUUCUGUUUUACUUCAGCUGACCAUUCCAUUCUAUUCUGUUAAUAUUAAAACAUGAUAUAUGGAUACAAGAAACAUCUUUUCAUGUUUUCUGAAAUAAAAACACUUAGAUAAAAUUAGAUAUUAAACUAGACAUUACAUACUUGUGCCUUUCUGGCAUUUUCUUUAAACUUCAGGCUGCCACAAAGACUGUUGCGCUAUUGCAUUAGUGAAGGAUACACCAGACCAUAUCCUGUAUAGAUUGCAGUCUAGACUUUGACCUGCACCUACUGUCAUCAUUCAUUUGAUGUCUCUCUUUAAUGAAUUUUUUUUAUUUAUUUGUUAUUAGAAUUCAUUUUAGUGUAGUAGUCUUCUUCAUAAGCACAGAGAGGCUGUGAUAAAAAAAACAACAAAAAACGUAGAACUGGAGUUUUGUUUUUUCAUUUAUGAAUGUGACAAUAGAUCAGUCAGACUGAUUAUGGAACACAAAUGUUAUUUUGGGGGAUAAAAAUAAACGAUCACAUUGAUUAUUAUAUGUCUGUCACACAUACACACAUACACAAAAAAACACACACAUACACAUAUAUACACAUACACAAACAACACACAAACAAACACACACACUCUCUCUCUCUCUCUCUCUCUCUCUCUCUCUCUCUCUGUCGCUCUCUCUCUUUUGUCAAAUAAAUUUGUGCAUGUUUUAUAUAUUGGUGUCCUCUUUUGUUUCUGAUGCUUUUAAUCAUCAAAUUUAAAAAGUUUGUUGCCUUUUUUUUAUUCCUUCUUUGUAGUAAUAAGCAAAAUUACAUCAAAUUUAAUCACCCAUACAAAAAUAUAAAAAUCGUAAAAUAUCGUAUAAAUGCAUGGACUGAAAAGGACCUGUCCUUAAAAUAACAAUCAUCAUUUUAUGGUAUCUGAUUUAGUUGACAGUAUCAUAAUUUAUCAGAUUUUACUUUGCUUUUCCACAAAAAUUUGCUCUAUUCUUAAAAACAAAACAAAAACAUUCAUUCAGUCAUGGUUCCCAGCAUAGUGAGUAUACUAUGAUAAAUGCUGAAUAUAUUUAAAUACAGAUGGCACAAUACCACUUUACUUCUUAUGAUAUUGAAACUUUGACUAUAAAUGGUGAUUUAAAAUUUUUUAUUGAAGCAUUUCAUUUAAAAUCUAAAAUAACUACACUAAAGAUUCUCAAGCUUAUUAUUGUGCUUACAGAAAUACAUAACCAUCAACACAACCUUACAAGCAGCAGCAAUUUCUUUUCUUAUAAACCUGUUUGAACAUAUCACAGAGUAGCAAAGGUCCCCAUCAUGUAAAACUCACCUCCCAUAAUCUCUCAUGUGGCCAUUCACAUAACCUGCAUAUAAACACUUCAGGAGGAAAAAUGCACUUUUAUUAAGUUUAUCUUGAGGCAAGUUCUCGUAUUGUUUUGAAACAAAUGAACAGUCCUGCAAUGAUUACAAUGACCUUAAUUAUGUGACAAAAGUACCUUUACCUCUUCCCAUUAGUACCUUCAGCAUUAGAACAAGUGCAGCUGGUGUGCAGCUUCACAAAACCUGACCUGACAGUUCAGAAAUGGGGAAACAUGGAAAGCAACAGUAUUUAGGAAACUAUUAAUAUCCUAUGGCCUGGUCAAUACCUUCUCUUCGUCUCUUUCUAAAAGCUUUGAAAGAAGCAUAGCUUUUGUAAUGUUGGCUAGAGAUAUGAAGAUCAUCAUUUGGUUAAUUUAUAAAAUCUCAGUUAUUGACCAGAAAGUCUGGGUUCAAGCCCCAAAAACUCCACCUUGCCACUGUUGGACCCUUGAGAAAGGCUCUUAACUCUCUCUGCUCUUAAACCUCCUAAGCUGGGAUAAAAAUACUGUACACUAAUGUAUAUGUGAAAAAUAUAAUUCUUUCUCUUAUAUUGGUAUUGUUUUUAUUUUAAGACUGGUUUAAUGUGUUGGAGCAACUCUUUCAGCUUGUGUGUCAUAUAUAUAACAACUAUAUUAGCUAUUUAUUUGCUGUAUAAACCCAACUGAAGGUUAA